This is a messenger RNA of Paramisgurnus dabryanus, 9071 nucleotides long. RefSeq names its product castor zinc finger 1 (gene casz1). Gene Ontology annotation, cellular component: nucleus. Gene Ontology annotation, molecular function: DNA-binding transcription factor activity, RNA polymerase II-specific; RNA polymerase II transcription regulatory region sequence-specific DNA binding. NCBI's taxonomy places the organism in Eukaryota, Metazoa, Chordata, Actinopteri, Cypriniformes, Cobitidae. Gene Ontology annotation, biological process: positive regulation of transcription by RNA polymerase II; regulation of neuron differentiation. The record is from RefSeq and is a predicted model, not a curated record.
GUCCACGUUUUCCAGUUCACCCGCGGCGCUAACUGAGAUAUUCAAUUAAGGAUUCCUUUUCCCACUCUGAAGCGGAUCUCCAGGGCAGAUCUUCCGAGCGACCCGCCCUAUGUUAGAAAUAGGAAAAUCCAAUAAUAACAACACAUGAAAAAAAUGAAAAAAUGAGGCAACUUUGAUCACGCAUGCUCCUUUGUCAUCCACCUUACACGCAACAUUUCUCCCAAGUUAGAAAGUGACGGAAAAGCAAGGAAGUGGCGCUACAGCAAGCCAAUCGGUUGAAAGGAAGCAUCUCGUGUUUAAAAUGCCUGUGAUAUCAACAGAAGGGAUCAGCAGACUGCUAUGUAAGAGUCCAGUGUAAAUGAAUGAGUAUUGGCGAGGAUUGUGUGACCCACAGAACCGAGUUGAAGUGGAGCUCUCAAUAUAAUUUAAAGAAAUCGAGACUCAUCAGACCAGGCAACAUUUUUCCAGUCUUCAACUGUCCAGUUUUGAUGAAGUAAUCCAGUGAGUUGGAGCGAUUCGAGAGAUCCAGGCAGACUGAGAGGAGUUUAUGCACUGAAAAGACCUCAGGAAAAUCCAAGAUGGCCGCCAAAAGGAAAGGUGGCCUAAAGUUGAACGCUAUCUGUGCCAAGCUUAGCCGGCAGGUGGUGUACGACAGCAGUUCCCAGAAUGCCGAGGGAGACUCGGACAUAGUGGACAACAGCGAGCGGGGCAGCCUGCACUACGAUGAGGGCGACAGGCCUGAAAAUGACUUCCCAGAGGCUCUGACUCUGGGCCAGAGCUUGGAGGAGGACCAGAAACGGCGCGAGGCCAUCGAGAAGUGGGUGAACGGCGAGUACGCUGACGAUCCGCACUCCUUUGACGGGAUCGAACACAGGGGACUCAAACCCAACAAUGGAGACGAUGGUCCACCUGAAGGUGUAUACAUGGUGCAGCCCCAAGGCUGCAGUGAUGAUGAGGACAAUACAGAAGAGGCAGAGACUAUGCCCGGCUCCCACGAAGGCAGUUACCACGAGGACAGGGACUCAGAGGGCAGCCCGCAAAAAGACGACAGCUACCAGCCCCCCAGUGAUGCCCCACCUCGGCAAGCCCCCUUUGCCUCACCAGGGGAGGCAUCUGUCCUGCGGGACUACGCCGCCAACACCAUGAACGAGUUCUUACACAUGUUCGGCUAUGAUGACCAGCAAGGGCGAGAUGAACUGGCCAAGAAGAUCAGCUUUGAAAAGCUAAAAGCAGCUACCUCAGACGGCUCCUCCUUGAGCAACGAGGAGGCCACGCGUCGAGCUCGCUUCUCCAAGUACGAGGAGUACAUCCGUAAGCUGAAGGCCGGAGAGACCUUGCCCUGGCCCGUGCACACCAAACCCGAAGAGCUAAACUCCAAAAUAGCACAGGAGAAGAGCACCAACCUCAUCCAGCCACCCCUCCCAGGGACAGAGGCUCAGAUUUUUCCACCCGGAAUGGACCACAAGCAAAGCUCACUUAACACGCCCCCAGCCAACCCAUCACACAUCCAGAACCUGGCAUCCCGGGCUUCCAAGUACGAUUAUUUCAUCCAGAAGCUGAAGAUGGGGGAGAGUCUCCGACAACAGAAUGGCAACUCCUAUAAGCGGCCCUCUAAGUACGACCUGGAGAAUGUCAAGUUCCUGCACCUCUUUAAACCAGGAGAGGGCAACCCUGACAUGGGCGGGGCCAUCGCCUUUAAAACUGGCAAGGUUGGCAGGCCGUCCAAAUACGAUGUACGAAACUUCCAGAAGAUGCCUGGGAAGGUCGAUCCUCCAAUUAUGCCAGGCAUACUCCCGACUACAGCAGCGACUCCAGGCACGCCGGUCAUCAACACAGCCGCCCCCGCCGGGGUCGUGAGUGCUCCCGGGUUGCCAGUAGACCAGGCGGGACACCUGGGUAUUAACACUGAUUACUUGAAGUCCAGCUUCUCCAAAACCGACUCGAUCACUACUGGAACCGUCUCCUCAGCCAAGAACGGCCUUCCUCCGGAGAAACCUGUGACUGAGGACGUCAACGUGUACCAGAAAUAUAUCGCCAGGUUCUCUGGGAGCCAGCACUGUGGCCAUGUGCACUGUGCUUACCAAUACAGGGAGCAUUAUCAUUGCAUGGACCCUGAAUGUAACUAUCAGAGAUUCACCAGUAAGCAGGAUGUGAUAAGGCAUUACAACAUGCAUAAGAAGCGGGACAACUCCUUGCAGCACGGAUUCAUGCGCUUCAGCCCUUUGGAUGACUGCAGCGUCUACUACCACGGUUGCCAUCUAAACGGCAAGAGCACCCACUACCACUGCAUGCAGGUGGGCUGCAACAAGGUGUACACGAGCACCUCUGAUGUCAUGACUCAUGAGAACUUCCAUAAGAAAAACGCACAGCUGAUCAACGAUGGCUUCCAGAGGUUCCGGGCCACCGAGGAUUGUGGGACAGUUGCCUGCCAGUUUUACGGGCAGAAGACGACCCACUUCCACUGCAGGCGCCCCGGCUGUACCUUCACCUUCAAGAACAAGUGUGACAUUGAGAAGCACAAGAGCUAUCACAUCAAAGACGAUGCUUACGCCAAGGACGGCUUUAAGAAGUUUUACAAAUACGAGGAAUGCAAGUACGAAGGCUGCGUCUACAGCAAAGCCACCAACCAUUUCCACUGCAUACGCCAAGGCUGCGGCUUCACCUUUACCUCUACCAGCCAGAUGACCUCGCACAAACGCAAACACGAGCGGCGCCACAUUCGCUCCUCCGGCGUGUUGGGCCUCGGCUCCUCCUUCUUGUUGCCUAAAGACGAGCAGGAAGAGUCCAGCAAUGAUGACCUCAUGGACUUCUCCGCCAUCAGCAGCAAGAACUCCAGCCUAAGUGCUUCUCCAACCACCCAGCAGUCCUCCACAGUACCACACCUGCUGACCACACCAACCACAACGAUGUCCUCCAGCCACAGCGUCAAGCCCACCGCCUCGCUGCCUCCGGCCAGCCGCAUAUCCACCCUGCUAUCCCAGGCUCUGCCCAGCAAUGUUCCCAUGGCCUUGGCUCUUUCCAACAGCACGCUGCCGGGAGCUUCCAACCCUUUCUUUUCCCUCAUUCCCAGAAUGUCCAUGCCUCUCGCACCCUCCGCCGCUGGUAUGAUCUCGGCUGCCACCUCUGUAGCUCACUCAAUGCCCAAUGAUUGUCUACCCCAAACUUCCGCUCCGACCGGGGACCCUGCUCCAGCCACCGUAGCUUCCACUCCGACUUCUUUUGCUGCAUCAUCCAUCAUGGAGAAGAUCUCGGCCAGCAAGGGUCUGAUUUCGCCUAUGAUGGCCCGAUUGGCCGCUGCUGCCCUGAAGCCCUCCGGAAACCUGGAUGCAGGGAUCGGGCAGUCAGCUCAACAGCCGGCCCGGUUUAAUCCGGUCGAAGUCAAGCAGGAGCCCGUGGACGGCACCUCUGGGGCUUCCCAAGAGUCCUUCCAAGAGCACAGCCUGGACUUGAGCAAGAAAGACAACAGCACUGAAUCAAACGGACACCCAGCACCGGGAAAUACAUCUCUUUUAUCCUCACUUAUGAAUAAGAUGGCACAUGUCGGUCCAGGCUUCUUCAACUCUUUGGAUCUGAAGUCUGAGCUGGAGGGAGCUCAAGAUUGUACAGACGCAGCUCAGUAUCUCAGGGUGAUGAAGAGAUCAAGCCCAGAGAAACCUGCUGAACUCUGGAGGACCUAUCUGCGCAGGUAUGACACUGAUGAUUACUGCGAAGCUCAUUGUGACUUCUUGCACAAGAUACAUUUUCAUUGCGUGGUGGAGGAUUGCGGGGCUCUUUUCAGCACGGUGGACGGCGCCAUCAAACACGCCAACUUCCACUUGAGGGCCAACCUGAAGGUUAAAUCGGACGGCUCUUUCAGCGAGAGCAAGGAAUCCAAUGACGGUGCCCCUAAUCAAAUGGCUGCCCCCAUUUCCAUGGCCAAGACCCCUCCGAUGGAUUCCCCCAGCAUGGCUGUGUCGGGAGGAUACAGCUCUUCUCCCUCUCUUCAAGCUUGGAAGCAGCUGGCUGGAUCUAUCCCCCAGCUUCCCGCAUCCAUGCCCAGUAUCCCGGCCACUUCCCCUCUGGCCACCACUUCCCUGGAGAACGCCAAGCCCCAGGUCAAGCCCGGCUUCCUGCAGUUCCAGGACAAUGAUCCUUGUCUGGCCACUGACUGCAAAUACUCCAACAAGUUCCACUUUCACUGUCUGUUUGGCAACUGCAAAUAUGUGUGUAAAACAUCCGGCAAAGCUGAAUCGCACUGUCUGGACCACAUUAACCCCAACAACAACCUGGUUAAUGUGCGAGACCAGUUCUCCUACUAUUCUCUACAGUGUCUCUGUCCAAACCAGCACUGUGAGUUUCGCAUGAGGGGUCACUAUCAUUGCCUGAGACCUGGCUGCUACUUCGUCACCAACAUCACCACCAAACUGCCCUGGCACGUCAAGAAGCACGAGAAAGCUGAGAGACGUGCCGCCAACGGGUUCAAAUACUUCACCAAGCGAGAAGAAUGUGGAAGACCUGGCUGCAAAUACAACCAAGUUAACAGCCACUUCCAUUGUAUCCGUGAAGGCUGUCAGUUCUCCUUCCUGCUUAAGCACCAGAUGACCUCCCAUGCCCGCAAACACAUGAGGCGGAUGCUGGGGAAAAACUUCGAUCGAGUUCCUUCUCAGGUGGUCUCUCAUGCCCACCGUUCUGAAGAAAUGCAGCACCUGGCCAAUCUAGCAUCAUCAGGUGUGGUGGGCAGCCAUCCUGGUCUGACAUCAAACUACUCCAACAUGAUGGAGGACAAUGAAGAUUACAUGGACUACACUGGUGGUGGAAGUCCGCUCGGCCUCUCCUCAGAGUCCUCCAACCAAGACCGCAGUUGCACCAGCACCCCUGUGGGCAAUGAUAGCUCUCCAGCAGGACCAGGCUGUCAGGUCCCUGCCCCUGCCACCACUACCUCUGCUGAUUCUCCUCCUUCUCAAUCUGCACCUCUUCCUCCACCACCACCACCUUCUCAUCAGCCCGCGUUCCAGGGUCAACCUCCAUCUCUCUCCUCGGCUCUUCUCCGGCCGCCACUCCCCUCGCUCCCAUACCUUAUCUCCCCAUCCUGUCUGUCAUACUCUCUGCUCAGCGCCUCUCUUGGAGCCAGUAGGAGUGUUGUCAUGCCAACCAACACACCAGCUUUCAGCCCCGUCAUUCCUACUUCGUCUUCGGUUAAAAAUGACGUCCCUAUAGUUCAGGACGCUGCAGGUAACACCAUCUCUAUUCCCACGGCAACUGGAUCCAAGAAACGCUUUUGGAUCAUCGAGGACAUGUCACCCUUCGGCAAGCGACGUAAGACGGCCUCAUCUCGCAAGAUGCUCGACGAAGGCAUGAUGCUGGAGGGCUUCCGCCGCUAUGAUCUCUACGAGGACUGCAAGGACCCGGCUUGCCAAUUCUCUCUGAAAGUCACCCACUACCACUGCACACGGGAGAACUGCGGCUACAAGUUCUGCGGCCGCACCCACAUGUACAAACAUGCCCAGCACCAUGACCGCGUGGACAACCUGGUUCUGGAUGACUUCAAGCGCUUCAAAUCUUCAUUGUGCUGCAACUUCCCCGACUGCCAGUUCUCCGGCAACAGCACCCAUUUCCACUGUCUGCGCUGCGGCUUCCGCUGCACGGACAGCACCAAGGUUACAGCGCACCGAAAACACCACGGCAAGCAGGACGUGAUCAGCGCGGCAGGAUUCUGUCAGUUCAGCUCCAGCGUAGACUGCGAAGUAGCCGACUGCAAGUACAAGCUCAAGUGUUCGCAUUUUCACUGUACCUACCCAGAGUGCAAGCACACAGUGGUGGGGAUGUCCCAGAUGGAUUCCCACAAGCGCAAGCAUGAGAAGCAGGAGCGGGGAGAACUACCUUCUGUGUCCCCCAACCGAGAUGGCAACCACCACCACGCAGGGCUGGCCAUGCCCCCAGUGUCCAUGAACCUGCCCCCAACCUCACCCGGCACCCACAACAAUAUGGCCAUGUAUCUUCCUUCAACCGGGAGCACCGGUGAGUACGACCGCCUGGGAUCCGCAGUAAACCUUGACGGCUCUCUGAAUCUCGGAACGGACACCAACGGCUCCCUGUUCUUCCUGAAAAACGCUGCUGGAUUGGGCCUCAGUGACUCUAUGGACCUGAGCAAGAAGAUGCAUCAGGAGACACUGUCCCUGGCUGCCGGUUCUGGCCCCGCUGCCUCAAUGGGCCUUACCAAUCCUCAGGACGACACUACCGGCACGUCCGGAGAUCUAGAAGAUGACCUCUCGGCCGACGAGGAGCCGACAGUCGAGGAUGACGAUGACGACGAUGAUGAAGAAGAUGAGGACAUGAACACAGACUCGUAUGACGAUUCCAUGCCAGAAGUGGACAAAGACAACGGUGAGAGAUUUGAUGCUUCCAUGAACCACGCCGAGACUUCCCAACUGGAUCAGGAUGAGCCGGAGACUGAGCCCUAAUCUAUGCUGUAGAAGGAGAACUAUGAAUUCCCCGAACAAACGCAAGUUUAAGUGGCCUCAUUUAUCAUGCUUAGAGAUGCUGCAGAUGACAGGAAAACAACCAACUACACAAGUAAAGUGAAGGCCCAAAAUGAUUUAUGAUGAUGUUUACAAGAUGACCAACAUUAUUAAUUUAAUUAUGCAUUAAAAAUGAACAGAAAUAGACAGACGAGGCCCUCUUUUACACAUGGGUGGCUAUGUAAACCUUUUCCUACACAUCGGUCUUUUGUGUGUGUGCAUGUUUGACUUUAAUUUAUUCAAUUUCAUUUGUUACUUUUUGUGUGUGGACAAAAUAAGGAAAAAAAAACAAUCUCUCUAUAUAUAAAUAUCUAUAUAAAGUAGAUGUGUGUGGACGUCAAUGUACAUUUUAAUUGCAGUCACUGGAUGGGAGGACCCUUGUACCAAACAAAAAGAACAGACGAAGAAAUCUUUUAUAAAGAACGUUGCUGAUUCAGAAACAUCACUGUUAAUAUUAUUGAAGUGCAGGGGCCUGCAUCAAAGCUUCUCCGUUUUUCACUCGAUUCUAUUUUUUUAUUAUUAUUUACAGUUCUCACUUAAACCUACCGUCAUGGUCGGUGAUGUCAUAGGUUCCAUUCCACAUGGACGUUCGCCCGCAUCUCCAGGACUCAAACAGUACCCGGUGACUGCAAUGCUCGAGGCCAUAAAGCACCGAUUUCAGUGACCGCAGCUAUCACUCGAUUUGUGUUCCUUUUUUUCAACGAGGACCCAUUUGGCAUUGCAUAUUCAUUCAGCGCACUUUUGUAUAGAUGAGAGUGGACACUCAAGCUUCUAUUUAAGAAAUUGUGUCGUCUUUGACACGACCGCAUUACUAUGGCUUUUCGUUUGCAUUAUUUUGUAAUUGCACAGGCAUGACGUGGAAGUGUCUCACUGUAAAUGGGUUCUAUUGCGACGGCGGGGGUUCGUUCGUGCCCCCCUUGUUUCGGCAAGUUUUUAAUGUGAUGAUGGUGCUACUGCCCAGGAUGAACGGGAGAUUACAGCUGUGUCUUUUUUUUUUUCUCAUCCACGGAUAGAUGUACUUAAGUAUCCAUCAAACACAAAGCAGGAGACGAGCGUCUCGGAAUGUAGGGAAAAACAAGACGUUUGUAGGUGUUAUUUUUUCGCUUUCCUUCACUGUUUCUGUAGCAUGAAAAAACCAAGAGGAUGGAGACUGGCUUUUUGAAGCUUCUUUUUUUCAGAAGCCUCAUAUAUCUAUUUCUAAAAGGAAAGAGACUGUUUUUUCUAGAGGGCUAAAUGGAGGACAGACAUCACAGAGACAUUGCGAUGAAUGCUGGCGCUGGUAAUGGAAAGCGUGUGAUUUUAUGAAUUGUACAGAAAACAAUGUUUCAAGCUUUUGUUUUCUCAUUACAGCUGUGGUUUCGCUCCAAUAAUGACACGUUAUUUAAUAUUUAUGUGACGUUGCGAUGAGAAAAUUCUAGGGUGUUUUUUGCACUUUUUAGGUUCAUUUUUACCUUUGAAAUGAUGGCAUAUAUCUUUUAACAGGGAAUUUGCUUUACAAUGUUGUUUAGUUCACUUUGCUUUAAUGCACAAAUAGUCUUCAGUGUGAUGAAGAUUCUGUUGCUCUGUGUUUCAUUUAAGGAAAAAAGACAAAAAAAAAAGGAUUUUCUUUGCUUCCAAGAUUGAAUGAUUUCAAUACGAGACAGGCAUGCUAGGACCUGGCCUGCCAAACGCGUAACACUAAUGUUGACUGUAAUUUAAAUGAAUUCUAUACAGAGGAAAUUAUUGCAGUGCUCCGAUCCAAAUUACAAACAACAAAAAAUGAAAGAAAAUGAAUUUUGUUUGCUUAGCCUCUGUUGAAUUUAACAAGGAAAAGUGAGGCGAGGAAAUUACGAUUAAUUAUUUCCUAAACGUGGCUUUGAAAGAACUAUUAUAAUAUAGGAAACUAAAUGUGUAGAUGAUUAUCUUCGGAAUAUUGUUUCAGGAGGGAAAAGGUUGUAUAGUAUUUUCUUCUGUAAAAACUAUAUAUGAACAAAAAUGCUCUUUGAUUCAAAGCUUCCUUUAAACAGAAAAUAAAAAGGAGAAUAAAGUAAAAAACCGAAAUAACACCAGUAUAGUUUGCUUGUAUGUGUGUGUGUGUGUGUGUGUGUGAGAAAUGAGUGUUUGCGAGGUCGUGUUGUUAUUGCUAUGGUUUUCCCAUAGUGUUAGAGGAAUUAGUGGUAAUUAAAUUUAUACGAGUCCCAUUAUUGUAGCACUGAACAGUGGAGUGUGCAUUUCUACCUUUUACGUUUCGAAAUCAUAUUUUUCAAAGCUGUAUAUCAUGCUCGAAUCACAAUAACAAUGUCCAUUGGAUAUCUGAAUCAUACCACCCAGAACUCUGUUUUGUUUGUUACUGUUUUUGUGUGUUUUAUUUAAAUUUGUUGACAUGUAUUUUGCAUAUGGCAUGCCCCUCUCACAGGACGUUGUGUUCUCUGGUCUCAAGUGCAAGGCCGUACGCGCCGAUUUCUUCCUCCCGAUAAAAACACUGAAAUGGCUUUUUGCCUGGGAGAAAUACUGUGCACUUGAAUACAUUUUAUGUGUGUAAAAUAGCAGGAUUUGUAAAGAGUCAAAAUAAAGAAAUUAUAAUUAUUCUAACAA